CAGGUAAAUGCAUUAUUGUCUUCUUUAGAGAUUGACAGUGAUGCCCAGGUUAAGGGACCUUUGCCUGGUAGGUUUCGUGAGCUGGAAGAUUAUUGGAAUGAAUCCCAAGGUAUGCUUAAACCUGUUCCUCAUCCUGCUGAUGGAUGGGUUGCUGAAUAUAGCCAGCACAGAGCAGCACGUGGUGAUCCCAAUGCUUGGGCACAGUCAUUUGAACAACAACAUGGUGCAAAUGGGUGGGCCUCUGAAUUCGUGCAAGAACAAUCUCAGUUGGCAUCAGUUGAUCAAAUGAGAGGUGUGAAUAACUCAAAUACAAUGGAGCAUACUCAUAUGCUUGCACAUACACUUGCUCAAAAUAAUGAUCCUAAAUUUCAGAAUUCAAGGUUUCUUCAAUUUGUGUCAAAGAUGAGUCGAGGUGAACUUAUUAUUGAUGAUAAUCAAGUCAAAGCAGCUCCAAUGUCUGCAGCUGAGGAAUGGGCAGCUGAAUAUGGGUGGCAGUAUGAUAGGGGCCCUGCUUGGGCUGAAGAAUUUAUACACAACGAUGUUUCCCUUGGAGCUAAUCAGUGGGUGAAUGAGUUUGCUGUGGAAGAAGGGCAGCAUGGUACAGUGGACGAUCAGUGGGUCAAUGAAUUCUCCAAACUGCAUGUUAAUGACUGGGCAGAAGAAUUUGAGCAGCAAGUUGGUGAUGGAGCUCUGGGGGAUGCUUCAGCUGAUAGUUGGGCAAACACGUAUGAUGAGUUCCUAAAUGAGCAAGUGGCUGUCAAGCAAAGGUCAGGUGCUUCAAGAGGGGUCUAUGUCUUUUCGGAUAUGAAUCCUUAUGUUGGUCAUCCCAACCCUUUAAAAGAAGGCCAAGAGCUGUUUCGCAAAGGGCUUUUAAGUGAAGCAGUGCUUGCUCUAGAGGCUGAAGUUUUGAAAAACCCUGACAAUGCUGAAGGUUGGAGGUUACUUGGAAUAACACAUGCAGAGAAUGAUGAUGAUCAACAGGCUAUUGCCGCCAUGAUGCGUGCACAGGAAGCUGAUCCUACAAAUCUGGAAGUCCUUCUUGCUCUUGGCGUGAGUCAUACAAACGAGUUGGAACAGGCAGCUGCAUUGAAAUACUUGUAUGGAUGGUUGCGCCAUCACCCAAAGUAUGGGACACUGGCAGCUCCAGAGCUUGCUGAUUCUUUGUAUUAUACUGAUAUUGCUAGAUUAUUUGUUGAAGCCUCCCGUAUGUCACCUGACGAUGCUGAUGUACACAUAGUACUUGGUGUUUUGUACAACUUGUCCAGAGAGUAUGACAAAGCCAUUGAGUCCUUCCAGACAGCUUUGAAACUCAGGCCAAACGAUUACUCUCUUUGGAACAAACUUGGUGCAACACAAGCCAAUAGUGUUCACAGUGCCGAUGCAAUAUUGGCAUAUCAACAGGCUUUAGAUUUGAAGCCUAACUAUGUUCGCGCAUGGGCAAAUAUGGGUAUCAGUUAUGCAAACCAGGGUAGGUUUGAGGAUUCAAUUUGUUACUAUGUUCGGGCACUCGCUAUGAAUCCCAAGGCAGAAAAUGCCUGGCAGUAUUUAAGAAUUUCUUUGAGCUCUGCAUCUAGGAAUGACAUGCUAGAAGCUUGUGAUUCACGUAAUCUGGAUGCCCUCCAAAAGAAGUUUCCACUGUAAAUGUUGUACUGUUUAAGUAGCUGGUAAGUUGAAUCCCAGGAGAUGAGGCAGAUACCAGCUAAACAUCGGCAAAGUAUAAGUUCUACUUUACUAGCGUUUUGACGAAUAAUUAAACAAGGAGAAAGAAUUGUUUGUGGACGCAAAUGGAUCAUCCAAACUUAAUGCAACCACAAAUUGAUGCAUCAUUGCAUUGGGGGAUUUGAGUGGGGUGAGUGUGUAUCGAAUUCUUUGACAGAAGUUUGAGUAAAGGUUACGUGUGAUUUAGUUGGAUUGAUGUUGAUAUAUUUUUGUUGACUCGCGUUAAACCAACCCUAAAUAGCCUUCAUGAACUCAAGCUAGACUUUUGUUGAAUGUUAGCUACCUCUCUACUCUUAGCAUUGGAAAACUCACAAGCUUUAAUUAUUGUUGUCAUGUAUCUACAUAAAUUCCUUCAAGUCA
Messenger RNA from Mangifera indica (mango), 2079 nucleotides. RefSeq names its product peroxisome biogenesis protein 5-like. Gene Ontology annotation, biological process: protein import into peroxisome matrix, docking. Lineage: Eukaryota; Viridiplantae; Streptophyta; Magnoliopsida; Sapindales; Anacardiaceae. The record is from RefSeq and is a predicted model, not a curated record. Gene Ontology annotation, molecular function: protein binding. Gene Ontology annotation, cellular component: cytosol; peroxisomal membrane.